Fragaria vesca subsp. vesca is the source of this 567-nucleotide messenger RNA. RefSeq names its product PRA1 family protein G2-like. The transcript has a single exon. Gene Ontology annotation, biological process: vesicle-mediated transport. The coding region runs from base 1 to 567 and encodes 188 amino acids. Lineage: Eukaryota; Viridiplantae; Streptophyta; Magnoliopsida; Rosales; Rosaceae. The record is from RefSeq and is a predicted model, not a curated record. Gene Ontology annotation, cellular component: endoplasmic reticulum; Golgi apparatus.
AUGUCGCUGUCGCCACCCGCCACUGCGACCUACACCAGCAUCCCCGUCACCAUUCCUGCCUCUGACGUCAUCUCCCAAUCCAUCCAGAAUCUUCUCGCCGCCAUCUCCCGCCACCGCCCCUGGCCUGAAUUCGUGUCCUCCCUGACCCGACCCGACUCCUUCCCCUCCGCCCUCACCCGACUCCGCUUCAACGCCCGCCACUUCCGCACCAACUACAUUCUCCUCAUCGGUGCCUGCGGGUUCCUCUCCCUCAUCGGAAUCCCGGGGUGGCUUCUCGUCACGGCGGCCGUCGUCUGGCUGUGGCUGGUGAUCUACUUCUUCAGGGAGGACCCACUUGUUGUGUUUGGUCAUCAUUUUAGUGAUUGGGCUGUGUUCGUGGGCCUUGGGUUGGCUUCACUUGCGGUUGUGUGGUUGAGCAGUGGGCUUGGGACUUUGAUAUUGGGCCUUGGAGUUGGGUUUCUCGUUUGUGGGCUUCAUGGGCUGAUUCGGGAUCCCGAAGGCCUGUUUCUUGACGAGAAUGACGCCGCCUCGGCCGGGUUGAUCGUGCCCACCUAUACACCUGUCUGA